This is a messenger RNA of Physella acuta, 1998 nucleotides long. RefSeq lists its product as uncharacterized. NCBI's taxonomy places the organism in Eukaryota, Metazoa, Mollusca, Gastropoda, Physidae. The record is from RefSeq and is a predicted model, not a curated record.
UAUGACGGAUUGAGAGGCUAAGAGAAUACGGCCAGUCUUAUAUAAACGGGGCCGUUCUCCGCAUGUAGGAGACACUAGGGGACACGCACUGCGGGGAUAUUGGACUCGCUCACAGGUAUCCGGGGAAGAAUGAAAGAAAGGCCGGCCCAGGUGCCCGGCUUGAGAUUUGAACUUAACGCCACCAACCUGAGUACCCGCACCAGCCACCCCACCACCCCUCACCACCACGACUUCUAAGCACCCGGUGCUACCAUGGUUUAUUUCUGGAAAAAAAGUCCUAGGUCAACAGUGACAACAAUAGCGAUGACGUCAUUGCCUCCACCCAUCUCAACCAGCGCGGGGUCAAGGUUGUCCAGCCACGGCCCUUCGGCCCUGUUCCACAAGAACCGGUCACGGAACAGUGUCACUGCCGGUCAAGGAACCGGCAAUCCGGCUGUAGGGAAGAACCAGCCGGGAUUUUCGUUCGACAAGCUGAGCGAGUACUCGAGGAGGAAGCAGGAGACGGACAGGAGGAAGGUCGCCGAGAGGGAGCUGGACAGUCUGAACCUCAAGAUUGACAAGCUUCUUUCCAAGAUGGGGGAGACAGAAGCAGACAAUCAAAGCAGACUUCAGCUAGAGGAAGAGUGUGUCGUCUGUCUAGCGGCACCUGCCACCAUGCAGACGUUCCCCUGUGGCCACAAAGUCGUCUGCCGGAAGUGCUUGAUCAAAACCAUCCAGGUGGCCGUGUCGCAGAGGUGCCUGCCGCUCCGCUGCGUCAUCUGCCGGGACCGGAUCCUGCGUCUCCACCACACUAUGCAUUCUUCAGGCAGUUCCACCCCGCUGCCGCCCCCCACCUACCCGACCUUCCUGACCCCACCUCUCUCACAGACCAGUCGUCUGGCACUCACUUCCCACUCUCCAGCCUGCCCCGGUAGUUUAUACGGACUUCACGCGAGAUCCCCACGAGUAGCGUCCCUCCCCGGGACUACCAUUCCAUCUCCGACUAGCCCGGAUUCGAUCCCGAAGUUUUCUCAUGUGAACCAUGGCGUGUUUGAUGACGAUCUGCUCCGCUCAAGUCCCACGGAUCUAGAAGCGUUUGUGUUUUCUCACAACGAUGCUUUGAACUUGUAUUCGUCUGAACCGGUUAAAGUUCAACAAGACCAGAAAUCCCGUGCGCGAGACCAUCCUCACACUAGCUCUGGCCAUCCCCAUGGCCAACAUGCUACUGGCCAUUCUCAUGGCCACCAUCAGUCUACUACUGGCCACUCUCAAUCCACUACCGGCCAUCCUGCUGCUCCCAGCAGAAGAUCUGAUGCCACGCACGGAUUUAUGCAUUCACAGUCCGCCAAGAUCCACCCUGAGGCGACCAACCAAAUUUGUUCUUUUAUGGAUUCGUCCCCCCACGCCCCGACAUCAGCCUCGCCCCCCGCAGCGACGCCAAACCUGGCCACAAAAUCAAUGUGCGCCAGCAAGUUUAUCUCCAGAUUUUUACCGAAGACAAGCAGACGCAAGUACAACUGGUUUAGGCAUGAGUAGAAAUGUCAACAGGCUAGGCAAACACGCCAGGUAAACAUCCAAUCAAGCCGAGGCUCUGAUUUAACGAUUGAUAAACUCACCAGUUACGAUUUGUAUCAAACUUUGUGAAACAGUCGCCAUUUUAUUUCAUUCAGAAACAAACAACAAGUAAAAAACAGUGCUUAUUUUUUUAUGUUAGGUAUUGUUUUAUUAAAUGUAAUAAUCAUCAAACAUUGAUUUAAUAUUUUUUAAAAUUGUUUUAAGCUUUCUAGAACAUUGUGUAAGUGUCUGCCAAUUAAAUCGUUUGAAGAUUUAUUAGUUCACUACAACUUGCGCUGAGUACCAAAGAACGCCAUCACCACACUUCUUGUUGCGCCUUUACAACCAGAUCACAUGGCAUCAAAUCACAUGAUAAAACAUGAUCAUAUGACGUCAUCAGAUCACGUGGCAACAGAUCAUCUGACGUCAUCAGAUCCCAGAUAACCAGAUCACUAUACAUGACCA